Molecule: messenger RNA, 594 nt
Organism: Colletotrichum truncatum
Lineage: Eukaryota; Fungi; Ascomycota; Sordariomycetes; Glomerellales; Glomerellaceae
Biological process (GO): proton transmembrane transport
Cellular component (GO): plasma membrane
Molecular function (GO): voltage-gated proton channel activity
Source: RefSeq, a predicted model, not a curated record
AUGGCUACCGACGAUGAAGCAAUCAGGCCUCUACUUUGGAGCUUCAGCGGGUUCCGUGAGACGAACAGGCCGGCUCCUCUCAGGCGACAUCUUACUGAGUCUCGUACCAGUCUAAAGGACAUACUAGCGUCACGUAAAAAGCAUUUCGUCGUCCUCGCGCUCGUAUCGCUGGAUGUCGCCACACUGAUGGCCAACAUCUUCGUGGAGCUCGUCGCAUGCGAUAUGAAGCGCGAGGACGAGCCCUGGGUCCGAAAUACACGCCGCGGCCUGACUACUGCCGGGCUUGUCUUCAGCUGCGUGUUCUUGGUUGAACUGAUUCUUUCUGUCUUCGCUUUUGGCUUAAGGUACUUCUCGGAUUGGUUUCACCUACUGGACGGUGUUGUUAUCGUGGCGAGCUUCAUUAUUGAUGUCUUGUCGCAUGGUAUUGUCGAAGAAAUAGCGUCUCUUGUCAUCGUUUUUCGGCUUUUUAGAUUUAUCAAACUCGUAGAGGAGAUGAGCUUGGGUGCGGCCGAGAGGACGGAGAGUCUCGAGCAGCAGCUUGAAGCCUUGAGGCAAGAAAAUGGUGACAUGAAGAGGCAACUGGGGCGACGGUAG